Lottia gigantea (owl limpet) is the source of this 1584-nucleotide messenger RNA. RefSeq lists its product as hypothetical. The record is from RefSeq and is a predicted model, not a curated record. NCBI's taxonomy places the organism in Eukaryota, Metazoa, Mollusca, Gastropoda, Lottiidae. The transcript has a single exon. Bases 1 to 1584 code for a protein of 527 amino acids.
AUGGCCUUUUCCAUCGCAGUCAUUAUGGUCUUUGGUAUGAGCAUUAUCUUCUUCAUCAUGCUGAGCAUCAACAAAACUCGUACUGAUCGCGAGGAGGAGAAGCAGAUUUGGAGCUAUCUUAAGACGUAUCGACAGGUCCCAAGCGAGGCAAUCAAAGAUGAUGAGCAGAGGAUACGAGCAAAGCUGCUGUUCAUGUCAAUUUUAGGCGAGCAAGUUACUGAAUCGCAGCCACAGCCCAAGAGCAGCACAAAGGUGAACGGAAAAAUCACUAAAUUGAAGGAAAGACGCAACAAGAGCAUUUCCAUGUGCCUGAGAGUCGAUUCCUAUAGCAGUGAAACGUGGCCGCGACAGUUGUCAACCGAAAAUAUCAUGCAGGCCCUCGAUGAAGACUUAGUAACAAUUCCCUCUUCGUCCGGAAAUCUUUCAAGGUCCAAUGGUGAAGGUGGCACAGAACCCACGACCCAGAACAAAACAGAUCUGUUCUUGUCCAAGAACAACAAGAGUGACUAUAACGAGAACUCUUUACUCUCAACAAUGGAUGACAUUCCCGAAAGAAACUUAACGAAAAGCAAAUCGACUUCAAAGCGAUCAGGUAGCGUACCUAAUGCAAAAGUUACUUCACCGGCGAAGCCUUUGCCUCAAGUAGCAAGUCUCAAAAUAAUAGAGUCGCUGAAAGAUGACGCUUUUGAAGGGAACAAGGAACUAAGCCAGAGUGAAUUGGAAACUAUUCGUGCUAGGAGACGCAAGCGAUCUGGAUAUAUGCCUCCGAAACUCGAUCUUCUUGAAUUAUCUGUUACGGGAUCAUCAGCCCCUUCAUCAGCUCCUACCACACCAGUAAACUUUGUCAUAGGAGACGAUCAACUCCUUAAACCACCCAAUGGUGGUCAUUAUCAAAAAUCAACGCACGCAGGCAAAGGGCAACGAAUCUCCGGCGAGACUCCAAGACCAAGACUAACCAGAAGAGCCCAAUCGUUCCGAUUCCAUGAUCGUAAACGAUCAGUAAGACGCAAAAAUUCUCUCGAACUUCCUGGAUCCUUACAACGAUCCAAUGAAAGACUAGCUUUCCAAGACAAUGAAUUUGCACGUAGCUUGAACUGUCGUCGACAUGAUCGUCAAAGUCGCAUCUCUGUCAUUUGCUCGCCCCAUAACAGCGACAGCGACUCGAGCAAUGAUAUCAUACUACCCGCAAUAACUCUUCCGCAAGAAAAACUGAAUGAGAGCAGCUCCGAGGAUACGGACCAUAGUGACUUUGUUCAAGACGUGAUGGAAGAAUUCUCCAGACGCUCGAGUGCUGUGUCUAACUAUAACGGAUCUGCAAUAGAUUUUGCUCAAAUCAUGAACAACCGGAUCUCUGUUAAUUCUAAUGACGAAUCUACAUCUUCUUUGGAGGAGGAUCUAGUUCAUCCAAGCAAUUCUACAAAGGAGAAUGAUCUUCUGAAAAGUGUAAAUCGUGAAGAACUUGUACCUCUAGUUUCUGAUCAGGAGGUCCCUUUGGAACCUUCAAUUUUACCUGAUCCUUUGACUUUAAAAAGAUCGUCCAAAAGCAGAAGGUCUGGGGUGAUAAACGUACAAUAUAGACGGUGA